AUGAAAUUAAUCGACCCAGUUGUUCGAAGUUUCAAAGUGGCUAAAGUGUUUCGAGAAAACACAGACAAAAUAAACAGUAUAGACUUUUCUCCUACUGGUGAAACAUUAAUAUCCUGCAGUGAAGAUGAUCAAAUUGUCAUAUACGAUUGUGAAAAAGGCACACAGUUAAUCACUGUAAACAGUAAAAAAUAUGGUGUAGAUCUAAUACAUUUCACACAUGCCAAGAACACUGCCAUACACAGCUCAACAAAGGUUGAUGAUACUAUCAGAUAUUUGUCACUUCACGACAACAAGUACAUAAGAUACUUUCCUGGCCAUACCAAAAAAGUUGUCACUCUUUGUUUGUCACCAGUUGAAGAUGUAUUUCUGUCCGGAUCAUUAGACAAAACAUUGCGCUUGUGGGAUCUUCGCUCUCCUAAUUGCCAAGGCUUAAUGCACUUGUCAGGAAGACCUGUAGCAGCUUAUGACCCAGAAGGCCUUAUAUUUGCUGCAGGAGUUAAUUCAGAAAGUAUCAAACUCUAUGAUUUGAGAUCUUUUGAUAAAGGCCCUUUUGUUACAUUCAAGUUGAAUCAAGAAAAAGAAUGUGAUUGGACUGGAUUAAAAUUUUCACGAGAUGGUAAAACUAUAUUGGUUAGUACAAAUGGAUCCAUCAUUCGACUUGUGGAUGCUUAUCAUGGCACACCUUUGCAGACCUUCACAGGUCACCUUAAUAAUAAAGGAAUACCCAUAGAAGCAUCAUUUAGUCCUGACUCACAGUAUAUCUUCAGUGGCUCAACUGAUGGAAGAGUUCAUGUUUGGAAUGCUGAUACAGGCUAUAAAGUAUGUGUUUUAAAUGGUGAUCAUCCUGCUCCUAUACAAUGCGUACAAUUUAACCCCAAGUUUAUGAUGCUGGCCUCUGCCUGCACCAAUAUGGCAUUUUGGUUACCUACAUUAGAUGAUGUUUAA
Molecule: messenger RNA, 945 nt
Organism: Spodoptera littoralis (African cotton leafworm)
Lineage: Eukaryota; Metazoa; Arthropoda; Insecta; Lepidoptera; Noctuidae
Source: the annotation of a GenBank genome assembly